This is a messenger RNA of Benincasa hispida (wax gourd), 1482 nucleotides long. Its product is annotated as Nucleic acid-binding proteins superfamily. The record is from RefSeq and is a predicted model, not a curated record. NCBI's taxonomy places the organism in Eukaryota, Viridiplantae, Streptophyta, Magnoliopsida, Cucurbitales, Cucurbitaceae. Gene Ontology annotation, molecular function: nucleic acid binding.
AGGAAAUGUGAGACGUGUAUGUUUUUGCGUCACGUAAAUAACCGAUGGGUUCCUAUCGGAAUUGCAACAGUUGGUGGCUUUCCAUUUGGACCCCAAUCCGAAUGUUUUCCCACUACGCUCCUCCCCGCCAUUUCCUUCUCCUCCUCAACUCUCUCUGAACAUGCCAAUCUUUGCUGCAACACUCGGAUCUGUCUUUGCUCAUUCCUUUCUCUCACUCCUCGCCUCCACUACUGAUGGGGCUUCUUCAACCUCCUUCAUUUUACCCCAAAAAUCCCCCUCUAAACGCCCUUCCAACUUCCCCGCCAGAGUUUCCCUCUCCGGGAAACCCGACCCUAUUGCCGGAGUUCUGGACACUUCCCCUUCCUCCCCGGAAUCACUUCGACGUGCGCGGAGAUCUGCUGAUUGGAAGGCAGCGAGGGAAUACCUUGAUAAUGGAUUUAUCUACGAGGGUAGGAUUGAAGGUUCAAAUGCUGGAGGUUUACUUGUCCGAUUUUAUUCUCUUAUGGGGUUUCUUCCAUUCCCUCAAUUGAGCCCGUCCCAUUCUUGUAAAGAACCAUACAAGAGUAUUCAAGAUAUUGCAAAAAGCUUAAUUGGUUCGCUUAUAUCAGUGAAGGUAAUCCAAGCAGAUGAGAGAAACAAGAAAUUGAUAUUUUCAGAGAAGGAAGCUGCGUGGUCAAAGUUUUCUGAGCAAGUUGGUGUGGGAGAUGUCUAUGAAGCUAGAGUUGGAUCUGUGGAGGAUUAUGGUGCCUUUGUACAUCUACGUUUCUCUGAUGGUCUUUAUCAUCUUACUGGGCUAGUACAUGUAUCAGAAGUUUCAUGGGACUUAGUUCAGGAUGUAAGAGACAUAUUAAGUGAGGGUGACGAAGUGACAGUGAAAGUCAUUAAUGUUGAUAGGGAUAAGUCCAGGAUCACAUUGUCGAUCAAACAACUCGAGGAAGAUCCACUCUUAGAAACAUUGGACAAAGUAAUACCGCAGGGUGGUUCUGCUGAACCUGAUUCUUUCGGACCUAAAAGCGACAGCGAAAUUAUGCCCCUCCCUGGACUUGAAACAAUAAUUGAAGAGCUACUGCAGGAAGAUGGUAUUGUAGAUAUUUGUGUCAACCGGCAAGGAUUUGAGAAACGGGUGGUUUCGCAAGACCUACAGCUUUGGCUAUCAAAUGCACCUCCUGUUGAAAAGAAGUUCACUCUCCUUGCUCGUGCCGGGAGGCAGGUUCAAGAAAUACAGCUGACAACAUCACUCGAUCAGGAAGGUAUAAAAAGGGCACUGCAGCGAGUGUUGGAACGUGUCCCAUGAUUUCGAAAACAUAGUUCAUUUUGUUCGAUUUUGUAUGAAGCUGCCUGUAAAGAAGAUGAUGUCAAUUCAAUUGUUUCCAGUAAGUUGUAUAUUUCUGGUCUUUACAUCUAUUCUAAUGGUAAAAGUAAAAGCUGUUGUGAGCAAGAAUGCUCGAUCAUUGUCUUAUAUUUUUAUAGCCUUGCUUGGAA